AUGGUACAAUUACAGCGGCUAGGUUUAUUGACUGUGGCGCCCGGUCUCCUUUCCUUGGCUACCGCCAAUGAAUACGAUUACGACGUGCUCGUGGUCGGUGGAGGCUCCAGUGGCACUCACGCUGCCAUCCAGCUGCAGCAGUCUGGAAAAUCGGUUGCGCUCGUUGAGAAAGAGUACCGGCUGGGUGGACACACCAACACCUACAAGGACACGGCGACCGGCGAGACUUUCGAUUACGGCACGCAAGUCCUCGUCAAUACCACCACCGUUCGACACUUGUUCGACUCCCUCAACAUUCCCCUCGCUCCUUUCAAGCCCGGUGGCCAGCCCAAGGCAGUUGACUUCCGGAAUUCGGUCGUCGGGCCCUCAUGGCCCGUCGUCGACGCUAACGCCUCUGCUGCGGCGCUGGACAAGUACGAGGCUCUUCUCACACAGUACCCAGACGACUUCUUCCGUGGAUACCACCUCCCCGAUCCCGUUCCGGAGGACCUAUUGAUGCCUUGGGGUGACUUCCUGCGGAAAUACGACCUGGGCGCGCUGGCAUAUGAUGGCUUUUUGCAGUUCCAAGGCAUGGGCAACAUCCUCGCCCAGCCUACCCUUUAUGUGAUGAAGCUCUUCAAUCCCAUGCAAGUCUCAGCACGCAAAGACAAGACCAAAGUCUCGCAAGCAAACCACAACCAGCAGGCGCUCUGGGAUGCCGCAGAACAGAAACUCGGGAUGGGCAACAGCUCUGUCGUGAAGUGUGCCAACAUCAAGUCUAUCACACGCAGCUCUUCAUGCGUCACCCUGGUCGCUCAAACCCCAUCAGGCACCCAGACACUUCGCGCAAAAAAACUUCUUAUGACCAUUCCCCCUAAGGUCGCCCUCCUCGACCAGUUUCUGGAUUUAAACACGGAGGAAACAGACCUUUUCUCUCGCUUCAACAGCAGCGGUUACUGGAAUGCAGUCGUGGCCAACACCGGUUUCCUACAGGGCGUCUCUAUGUACAACUACGACGCAAAAGCCGCCUUCGGCAUCCCCGGGCUGCCAGGCGCAUACUAUUUCACCGCCGAAAUCGACAACCUCUAUUCAGUGCAAUACUCCACUCCCAUGGAAGCCUCGGACGAUUACUUCACCUCCGAUAUCCUCGCCACGGUCCAAAGGAUACGCGAUGCGCUCGAUCUGCCUCCUGCCAACCAAUCUACGACGAUACAGGCUAGCAACAAUCAUUCGCCCUUCGCAUUGAGCGUUUCGGUCGAGGAGAUAAAAAAUGGCUUUUACAAGCGUUUCGUUGCUCUGCAAGGUAUGACGAAUACGUUUUGGACGGGAGCGAAUUGGGCUUCGGGGAGUUCAAGCACGAUUUGGGAUUUCACGGAGGUGGAGAUUUUGCCUGCUAUUCUCAAGAGUCUGGAGUAA
Alternaria conjuncta is the source of this 1395-nucleotide messenger RNA. RefSeq lists its product as uncharacterized. The transcript has a single exon. The record is from RefSeq and is a predicted model, not a curated record. Bases 1 to 1395 code for a protein of 464 amino acids. Lineage: Eukaryota; Fungi; Ascomycota; Dothideomycetes; Pleosporales; Pleosporaceae.